This is a messenger RNA of Klebsormidium nitens, 12294 nucleotides long. The record is from the annotation of a GenBank genome assembly. NCBI's taxonomy places the organism in Eukaryota, Viridiplantae, Streptophyta, Klebsormidiophyceae, Klebsormidiales, Klebsormidiaceae.
AUGAGCGCCUCCCUUGCCAACAUAUCUCUGAACGCCAUUCCGCUACUCCCGCCCUUCGAUCCUUCCGUCCAAGUCUAUUCCGCCAACGUCUCGGCGGACGUCUCCCAGGUGAACGUCUCAAUCGUCCCCGGCGUUCUGGGCUCGAGUAUCAAGGUUAACGGGACGCUUUUGCAGUACGGCUGUGCAAACGGCACAGACUGCAACAACACCGCAACUCUGCGAAUCUCAUACGCCGGCCUCAACACUUAUGCAAUCACCGUUGACUCCCCGAACGGCCUGAAUCAGACGGUCUACCAAAUUCUGAUCUACUCGGCGCCCGCCACUGACAUUUGCCGCCGCCGGCCCUUCCCGCCGCCUGCGCGCACGGCCGCGUGCAUUAACGGCGUCGCAACGUUCGCUGGCCCGACGACCGGGGGAACUAGAGUGGGAGUUCAUUACCCCUACGGUCCGCUGCCGUCAGCCAAAGCCGCUUAUUCCUCCGUUGGUAUAGCCCGCUUGAAGCCGCCCACGUGCGCCUUUGGUGAGACACUUACUGUCGGAUCGUAUGCCUGGGAGGGGGAUUAUAUCACCUGCUACUCACCCCCUCAAGACGAGCCUAGGACCGUGGAGCUGCGGAUCAGCUUCGAUGGGAACACCUUUACCGCCUCCGGGCUGACGUUCUCUUACUACGCGCCCUUCGAGGCCCUGUCGGUCACCACGGAGCCCGCCGCCCUCUACGUUGGGGCCAUCUUCAAGGCGCGCGUCUCUCUGACGGGGCCCGUCUUUGGUCCGGCCUUCACCGACUUCGCCGGCGCCGACCAAACCGGCCGCUGCCAGAUGCCGGGCAGCAUCUCCCGGGCUUCUUACGUUCCCGCCAACGGAACCGGCGGACCGCCGUCCCUUUACUGCGAGGCCCUCGUCCCGUACUACUUCGGCGCCGGGCAGUACUCUCUCCAAGUGUCGCUCAACGAAUGGGACUACGUGCCCGUCCCCCAGCCGCUGUCGUUUGCGCCGUUCAACGCCAGCGGGUCUGGCUAUAACCGGCUCCCUAAUGCGGGCGUCCGCUGGCAGUCCAAUGUUCCGUACAACGAGAGCCUCUGCUUAAGCUACCCGGUUGGUCCCGACAUCGACGACGCGACACUUUCGCAGCUCGCUUGCGAUCAAGGGGGCCUUUCCCCGGCCUUCGACCCCAGCGUUUUUGCGUACACUGCAAGCGUUCCUUCGAACGUCACCCAAGUCUUCCUCACCUUAGCGCCAGCUGUCAUCGGGGCGACCAUCACCAUCAACGGCUCACUGUUGGCGGUCGCCUGCGCCGACGGAUUCCUCGUCAAUAGCACGAUCACGCUCCCUAUCGCUUAUGCGGGCGCGAAUAACUUCGUGAUCGAGGUGACGGCCCUCGACGGGAUCCACCGCGCGCUCUAUUCCGUUUCCGUUUUCAGCGCGCCGGAACCGGGGCUUGUAGCGUGCCCCAAAGCGUACGCGUCCCAGCCGCGCUCCGCCUGUAUGCAGAGCAUCGUUCCGGUGGUGGGCCCCAUUUCCGGCGGAACAACAGUGACCAUCCGCUUCCCCUACAACCAGCUCCCUCUCGGCCCUGUAAACUGGUGGGACUGGUGGAGCAACUCGAACUACGGCUCCGGUGUGAAAAAGCCCGUGUGUCGCUUUGGGAGGUCACUAGUCACUGGGGCUUAUGGAACGGACGGGACUAGCAUCACGUGCGUGGCACCCCCCUGGGACGAGACUGCUCCGUCGAGGACGGUGGCGCUCUCCUUCAGUCUGGAUGGCGUUUCGUUUAGCACUGCUGGAGCCAAUUUCCACUAUCACGUUCCCUUCACAGCCGCGGCUGUUACGGCUCCCCGCGUGCCAGUCAGCCUCGGCUCCCUCUUCGAGGCCCUUGUUCCGCUGGACAACGCGCCGUUUGCAGCGGACUUCACCGACUACGCCGGAAUUUCCGCCACGGCGACCUGCGACAUCCAGGCCUACCCGCGAAUGCCCGCCGUCCUCAUUCCCCCUGGUCCCAACCAAACCCUCCCAGUCUUCCGCUGCGUGGGCAACUCUCAGUUGGGGAUUGAAGUCGGAACCUACAACCUGCACAUCUCCCUGACCGGCCAGGAUUCCGUAACCGUUCGCAAACCGAUCGUUUUCUCGGCGCCCGGUGGCCCGCCCGUCGGCGACACCGGCUUCUAUGCAAACGCGCAGCCGCGGCCGCUCCCGCCCUCGCCCGGGUUCUGCGUCAGCUACCUGGUGGGCGCUACGUCAGCCAACGUCAGCCUGUCCGCUCUCGCAUUUUCGGAGGGCCUGUUCCCUGCCUUCGACCCGGGGCUCCGCAGCUACUCUUCCCGAGUCGCCUUUAACGUCACCGAGGUGACCAUCAUCGUGCUUCCGAGUGUGGUCGGGGGAAGCGUGAGCGUCAACGGACGGCCUCUGGGCGUCACUUGCGUCAACAAGACGAUUGCCCACAACGUGUUUACGGCUGCCGUUCCUUACGCAGGGAACAACAGGUUUACGGUUGAGGUCACGGCCCCCGACGGCAUCAACCGGGCGGCUUAUACCAUAGACGUAUACGCGGAUCUUGCCCCCGUGCCGGCGGUCUGCCAAAAGCCGUACGCGCCGCAGUUUACCACCGCGUGUUUGCAGAAGAUUUACCCAGGGGUUGGGCCCACGACCGGGGGAACCCUGGUCCAGCUUCAGUUUUCCUCGGGCUCUUUCUCCUACCUGUACUCCGUGCCUACCGUUUACUCGCCCGGGGACUGGCAAUGGCGGCAACUGUGGACGGUGAAGCAACCGGUGUGCGCCUUCGGCAAUCAAACGGUCCCGGGGACGCUUAAUGGCGACUCUGCGGUGACUUGCACGAGUCCCCCCGCGGCAAACGGAGCCCCGGAAACGGUAGCGCUGACGUUCAGCCUUGACGGACGGACCUUCUCUUCAACAGGCGCCACGUUCACAUACCACACCCCCUAUCAAGCGGUUGGGUUCGACGGGCUACCAUCAACCCUCUACCUCGGGAAAGCGUAUCAAGUCCACAUCCGCCUCCAAGGACUCUUGCUCCCCGACGCAUUCACCAACUUUGACCUCAUCUCCCUGACUACCAUGUGCCAAUUCGAGGGCAUGCGGACCGGCGCCGCGUUCCUCCCAGGCGACGGGAAUGGCAGCGACCCCAUGGUGUCCUGCGCUUUUUUGGCGCCCGGUUACUUCCAGCCCGGCCCACACAGCCUGAGCCUCUCCCUCACCGGGCAGGACUUUGCGACGGUGCUCCAGUCCCUUGUUCUCACCACUCCAAACGACACCUCCUCUUACUACUACUGGUGGUCGUAUCUCCCCGGGCCGUAUUACAACCAAGGCCUCCAGCUUCCUUCCUCCGCGGGCUAUUGCGUCUCCUAUUCCUCAGCGCCGGACGCCCUAAACGCAAGCCUGACUAGUCUGGAUCUAGGCGGAGUCGCUCUCUCGCCCCCGUUCAGCCCCAGCAUACUCCAAUACACAGCAUCAGUGACGUCAGCCCUGGACGCUGUAAACGUCACCCUACUCCCCGCCGCGCUUGGCGCGCGCGUGCGUGCGAGCGGCGGGGUCCUGGAGCCCGACUGCGCAAGCGGCGCGCCGGGUGGUAACGCCCUCGUCUUUCCGGUGCAGUACGUCGGAAAGAAUAACCUGACCAUCGAAGUGACGUCAGCCAGCGGCCUCUCACAAGCGGUGUACUACGUCAACGUAUACGCGGCGCCCGCCGAUCGCACGUGCCAGGUCAAACCGUAUGCCCCGAGCGUCCCGCGAAGCGCGUGCCUGCAGAGCAUCUUUCCGUCGUCGGGGCCCGCUUCCGGCAGAACGCGCGUCACUUUCAACUUCCCCUGCGGUCAGCUCCCGAGUAACAUGGGCCGGGACGGCUUUUGGGAUGUGAAGCUGCCCAUAUGCUCCUUCGGCGGUCGGCAGGUUACGGGGAUGUACGACUGGGGCUGGGGCUGUUCUCUUUGGUGCUCGUCUCCAGCUUGGGAUCAAAACGCUUCGGCGGAGAGCGUGGAGGUGACGUUUAGCUUUAAUGGGGGCCGUACGUUUAGCAAAGCCGGGGCCAUCUUCUCAUAUUACAUUCCCUUCAACCCCACCUUGAGCAGCGUCCCUGACGCGAUCGUACUGGGCACGACUUUCUACAUCGAGGUCUCCCUGAGCGGGCCCGUCUUUGGCGCCAACUUCACUGGUUACGACGCCUUCGCCCCCGCCUGCCGCCUGCCAAACUUGUGGGGCCUGGUCGUGCCCGCCACCUUCAUCACCAAUGGAACCACCCCGGCUCUGGGCUGCACCCUGGCAACCCAGUAUUACAUGAACCCCGGCUCAUUCAUACUGGAGGUUUCUCUAAAUGGGUACGACUUUGUGGCCUGCCCAGAGCGGCUAAAUAUAGUUCCCUCUAACAACACCAACUGGAACUACAAUUGGGUGCCCGGCUGGCAGUCCCCGCCCGCGCUGCCGAGUGCCCCGGGCCGGUGCGUACCGUUCGUGGGCGAUCCGGAGAAUGUGGACGCGAGUCUGCUAAGCAUAGUGGUGGGGAACGAGACGGUCCCAAACCCGGUGCGCAUUUUCCCCAUGUUCUUCCAGGCGGAUUACAUGCAGAGCAGCGCGUACUUCGGAACGGUCCCUGCGGCUGCGGAUGAGAUCAUGCUCACGGCAGUGCCGGCCAUAGCCGGCGUUAAUGUGACGCUAGACGGCGUUCCUUUGGCGCUGUCUUGCGAGAAUGGAGAGCUCGCGGGCAACUCGAUAUCGGCGGCCAUCCCUCAUUCCGGCCUCAACUGGUUCCGUUUCUAUGUCACCGCCCUGGACGGAAUCCACGAGCUCGGCUACCGCCUCGACAUCUUUGCUGAGCCGCCGCUGGGACCGGGGUCGUGCCCGCGGCCCUACAAGCUGACGUCACAAACCAGCUGCCUCCAACGGCUUUCGCCUCUGGUCGGACCUGUGGCGGGGGGCACCCAGGUCUUUGUGGGCUUGUCUGGCGGUCUGCCCUCGUUCGCAGCCAACUAUUACUGGGGCUGGGGCUCCGACUCCGGUUCUCAAUUCAAGCCGCCCGUCUGUAGAUUUGGCUCCCAAGCAGUGAACGGAACGUACACUCAGGGGUGUUCCUCUGGCUGGUGCGGGGGGGGCGUUCUGUGCGACACUCCCGCAGUGAAAGCCCCGAUGGGCGGGCAAACUGUGCCGGUCACGAUCAGCUUCGACGGAGCAACUUUCACCGCAAGGAAUGCUACUUUCACGUAUUAUGCCCCGUUCACGGCGCGGGCCGUCACCAAUCUUUCAAGCCCGCCCUGUAUUGGGGUCCCCUUCGAAGCCGUCGUUCCCUUGGACGGCCUACUUUUCCCGCCCGAUUUCACCUACUCCGACCUCCUCCGGGGCUCCAGUUCCCCGGCUUCUUGUGACCUGGAAGGCACCCUAAGCGUUGCCGAGUAUUGGCCCCCGACCGCACACCAAAUCAAACCCGAGAUUCGGUGCACCACCAUGGCACAAUCGUGGCUGUCCCCCGGUCCGCACACCCUCCGGGUCUCUCUUAACGGGCGGGACUACGUGGCAGUCCAGACGCCGCUGAGUUUCAGCGCGGCAAACGAAAGCGUUAACGGGUGGGUUCCCGGUCCGUCCUGGUACCAGAACGGGCUGCAGCUCGACUCCAGUGAUCCGGGUUACUGUUUAAGCUACCUCUCGGGACCGGGAAGCGCCAACACCACGCUCGCGAGCGUGUCCCUGGCGCCCGCAAACCUGACGUCCGAUUUCACCCCGGACGUCCGCAACUAUGCGGCACGUGUUUCCUGGGACGUGAGCCAGGUGGCGAUCCGCGUGGCAGCCAGCGUGGUGGGCGCGGCCGUUCGCAUCAACGGGAGCCCGGUUGACGUCCGCUGUUCAAACCGGACCCUGUCCAACAACACCUUUCCCGCUCCGAUCCUGUUCACCGGAACAAACGCUUUCACCAUAGAAGUCACGGCUCCCAACAGAAUCAGCCGGAGCCUCUACACUCUUAACAUUGAGUCGGACCCGGCGCCAGUCCCCGGGCCCUGCCAGAAGCCGUACGCGCCGCAGAUCACGACUGCCUGCCUUCAGCAAAUCUUCCCGGGCGUCGGCCCCGCGCGCGGCGGCACGCAAGUCCGCCUCCAGUUCCCAUACGGUCAGCUUCCUCUGGGCUAUCCAAACUGGUGGAACUGGGGAUCGUACGGAACGGACGCAAAGCUUCCGCUUUGCGCGUUUGGUGACUUGGUUGUCAAUGGCUCGUACGGGUAUGACGGGACCAGUAUCGUGUGCCCCUCCCCCGCAUGGCCCGCGUCCGAGCCCCCCGAAACGGUGGCCGUGAGCUUCAGCCUGGACGGGGCCGUCUUCUCAACUCUGGGCGCUACCUUCACUUACUAUGCCCCCUUUGCGCCAGGCACUGUGACCGGUCUCCCUCCCACUCUCUACACCGGAGCAGCCUACCAGGCGUCUAUUCCCCUCGGCAAAACGGUUUUUCCGACGGACUUCACCGACUAUGACUUGGUCGGCCUAUCAGCCACUUGCAACCUUGACGGCACAACCUCGGCCGCCCAGAUCCUCCCGGAAGUUUUCUCCGACGGCAGCCUGGCCCUGAGCUGCACCGUCUUUGCCCCCUGGUACUAUCAACCGGGGCCCCACACCCUGCAAGUGUCGCUCGACGGCAUGAACUAUUCGCCCUUGCCGGCUCCUAUUUUUUUCACCGCCCCCAAUGAGACCACUUACGGCUGGCCUUACUACCGAACCCCGAAUUGGAACCAGGGCAGGCAGCUGUACGGCCCGGGGUAUUGUACCGGGUACCGAACCGGGCCCACCGCAGCGGACUCUUCCCUGGGUACGCUUGCCGUCGACCAGGGGGCCCUUCUCCCGGACUUCAACCCGGCCACCCGGGCAUAUGCAAUCAACGUGACGGCUGACGUCACGGAGAUCAAUCUUACUCUGCUGCCGGGCGCGCCGCGCGGCGCGGUCGUGGAGGUGAACGGAGUUCCGGUCAACAUCAGCUGCGCCGGGAACGAGACGGCCGGAAACGUCUUCUCAGCAGCGGUCCAUUAUGUUGGACUGAACGCUUUUGUGAUCACCGUCACUGCCCCUGACAACAUUCAUCAAACGGCUUACCGCCUGGACGUAUACGCUGCGCGCGCAGGCAACGUGUGCGCAGAGCGCGCCUACGCCCCCGCCGCGCGUGCGGCCGCGUGCAUGCAGGGCGUCGCUCCGAGCCUGGGCCCUGUGACAGGUGGCACACGCGUGGCCGUUCAUUUCCCAUACGGGCAGCUUCCGCUGGGCAGCUUCCGCGGUUAUUGGGAGCAGUGGGCGAGUUUUGGCGCUAAAGCGCGGCGGCCGGUCUGCACGUUCGGCGACCAGAGAGUGGAGGGAUCAUAUGGGACAGAGGGCACGACGAUCCUUUGCGUGUCGCCGCCUCUGGAGGACCAGUCCCAGCCGGUCACUGUGGACCUGACGUUCAGCUUAGACGGGAGGGUCUUCACCCGUACCGGAGCAACGUUCACGUAUUACGCCAACUUCCAGCCUGCCAUGGUGGCCGCCCUUCCCUCCAGCGUCGCCGUGAGUGAUCUCGUCACGGCGGUCAUCCCCUUGCCUUCGCCACUGUUCGACGCCACCUUCAGUGACUUCGCUCGGGUCAACUCCUCCGCGGCCUGCCUCCUCCAGCCGGGCUCCACUUCCGCCGCGGCGUACUUUUCGCCGGACUCCGCCCACGACACCCCGACCCUCCGCUGCCUCCUCAAGCUCUGGAUGGGCCCCCAACCGGGACAGUGCGCGCUCCAGGUCGCCCUUAACGGUCAGGACUACACACCGGUGCUACAGCCGCUCAUGUUCAGCGUCUGGACCGGAAACUCGGAGAACUGGUGGCAGAGGCCGCCCGCUCCCGGAAAUCAGGUCUGGCCCCUUCCUGCGGCGAGCACCGACCCGUGCAUUUCGUACGAAAUUGGGGCCCCGUUCAUUGACGCUACUUUAGCUAACCUAACCCUGGUGGCCGGAGUCUGGCUCUCUCCAGACUUCCAAGCGGAUGUGCUGAGCUACUCCAUAAGCGUUCCCUCCACGGUUAACGAAGUGACCCUCACGGUUACGCCUAACGUGGUCGGUCAGACCGUCCUCAUCAACGGUGCGGAGCUCUUUGCGACCUGCGCAAACGGCAGCUUAGUGGGUAACGUCUUCAAGGCGGCGACCCCUUAUAUUGCAACCAACAACAUAACAAUCGAAGUGGUCGCCCAGAACGGCAUCCAUCGGUAUCUAUACACCGUUCUAGUGCAAUCUCAGCCGUCCAACUCCCCGGCACUCUGCCAGAAGGAUUCUGCGCCGUCCGUUGGCAGCGCCUGUCUGCAAAGCAUAUUCCCCAAAGCAGGCCCAGUGGGCGGAGGGACACGCGUCGUGCUCCGAUUCCCCCAGGGGCAGCUGCCAUUAGCUGCGGGCAGCUAUGGCUAUUCCUGGUAUACCGCGGCUUCCACCGUUAAGAAUCCGGUAUGCGCUUUCGGGGGGCAGAAAGUGCAGGGAUACUACGGGGGAGACGGCAGUACAAUCUACUGCAACGCGCCGGCGUGGGAUCCCACAACAGGGGCAAGGACCGUGCCUGUGUGGUUCAGCUUUGAUGGGUCCAGCUUCACGAUCUACGGACCAAAGUACACCUACUAUGACGCGGUCACAGUAACCGGGGCAGCCACCGUUCCCGCGUCGCCCACCAUCGCUUCGUACUUCACUGCAACAGUGACCUUGUCGGGCGAUCUCUCCCCUGAGGAUCCCUCAACGUUGUCACCCGCCUGCCGUUUCCUGGGUUAUCAGUACCCGGCUACAGUCUCCCCCGCCGUAUUGAAUGGCAGUGCCCCAACUCUCCGCUGCGUUUGCGUUGCCUGGCCCUAUUAUCCACCGAGUGAAUUUGAUCUCGAAGUCUCGUUGAACGGCCAAGACUUCGUCCUAGCGCCAAGUCCGGUCAGCUUGGGGCCCCAACUGCCCGAUUCUUCCUGGUCCGGCUUCAACAUGCCCACAGUCUUCCCCCAAGACGUCCCCGGGCACUAUCCCCCGGGGGUCUGCCUGACGUACCGCUCGGGGUUGGGGGCGGCCAAUGCAACCCUGGCAUCCCUCUCCCUAGAUUCUGGUUACCUGAACCCGGCCUUCAAUCCGGGCCAGACCUACUACUGGACGAGCCUCCCAACCGACGUCGCGGAGGUAACCCUUGCUUUCGAACCGGGCACUAAGGGGGCGACCGUCACGGCUAACGGGACUCCGAUUAGCGCAACCUGUGCGGAGGGAGCAGUCGCCAACAACACGUUCCCUGUCUCCAUUUCUCAUUCCGCGCCCACGCAAGUGUCUGUUGUGGUUCUUGCGCCAGACGGGAUUUCGGAGAGGGUUUACUACGUCACCAUAUAUUCUGAGGUGUGGAGCACCCCGGGGGGCCAACCCGGGAUGGGCCCCUACCCCUCUCCAAUGGACCCCUUUGCCCCGCCGGCGAUGAGUCCCCCAACCCCGUUUUCUGGCCCGGCGAGGGUGUACGUGCGCUCUUAUGGGCCGGGGCUAAGCUCGUAUGGAGGUGGCAUCAAGCUUUCCGUUGUGCUGGAACGCCCGGCUGGAGAGAUGGCCCCACACGCCGAGGGCUGGUAUUACUGCCAGUUCGAUUCGGUCGUGGUCUUUGCGGACAGCUUCCAAGACAACCCGUCGGUGCCUAACGUGUGGACAGUGACGUUUGUGGUGCCGCCCUUGCCGCGGGGGAACAUGGUGGCGAAGCUGGCCAUCAGCGAGGACGGGUUCAACUUCCAGGAUUUCGGAGUGUUCCAGUAUCAUGAGCCCCUCCACAUCGCCUCUUUUGCGCCGGCUAUGGGUUCGACCGCCGGGAGAAGGGAAGUCCAAUUCUCGGUCGCCAGCAGCCUCCUCAUCUACUCCUCUGCCACGGCCGAGCGUUUACAACCCGCGUGCAAGUUUGGCAACAUCACAGUGCCCGGGACCUUCCAUCAACCGUAUGCCUCUGAGGAUUCGAGUCCUCACAUCAGUUGUGUCGGCCCCGCUUCCCAGCCCGGAUUUGCACGGCUUGCGGUGUCGCUCAAUGGCCAGGAGUGGGCACCGGUUACCGGCAGGUAUCACUUUGUUCAGAUGCUUGAAGACCCGGACAUGCCCGGCCGGUGCUUCUACGGCCACGAGUUUUAUGACGACUGCGACUCUCCCUACCCUUGCUUCGAGGGGGCACCCGCCAUGGCUCCGAGACCCCAGGCUUUUGCCUCCGCGCCAGCCCCCGGGCCACCCUUUACCUUCCUCCCCCCGCCAGGUUUCAAUGGAACCCUGAGCGAACCCCUGACUGUCGUGGAGGUUUUGCCGGCCGCGGCGGGCGCCUAUCUCCAGCUCAUCUGUACCGCGCCGGAUGGGCAGCCAACGGUCGGCGCGCUCUUCGCGGCCGCGUUGACCAGCUUCCCCGAGGGCGACGCGCCCGCACAGCCGCUCUUCGUGUCGUACCCGGCGGAUCUGCCCGGGGACUACGCCAUCGACGUAUCGGUGCGCUCUGGCGGCGUUUACAGCUUCAGCGUCUACCGGUGCUUCGCGCCGGCCUGCGAAGAUGUGCAAACCGGGGCGCUUAGCUCACCGGUGGCCGUCUUCCAAGGCAGCUUUUCCGUCGUUCCGGGUCCGCUCAGCCACAACAUGACAACGGCAUCUCUGGCGUCGGGUGCUUAUGCCGGGGCGGCCGUCAACAUCACCAUAAGGGCCCGGGAUGCAAACGGCUUAUUGCGAACGCAGGGCGGCGACAGCACCCACUUUGCGGCACGCAUCGAGCCGGCUGUGGCGUGGCCGCCCAAUGUGACGGACCAUGGAGACGGGACGUAUCUCGUCAGCUUUGUGCCGGUUCUCGUUGGAGAACACACUGUCACGUUGUUGAUUGACGAGGAGCCUUUCGCGUUUUUCAAGUUCGACACCCUCCUCGACUCCCGCGACGCUGCCAAGUUCUUCCUGGCGGGCCCCCGCACCGCGGCCGCGGGGCAAAACCUGACCUUCUCGGUCCGCCCACUCUUCGACCACUACUUGACCGUCAACUCGUUCUCUAUCAACGUCACCAGCACGAAUUCACUCAAGGCCGUAGCCUCGUUGGACGACGCCUCAUGCCGCGAUGGAACAGCGCGCGCGUCGGUGGACUGCGUCUUCACCUUGAACGCAACGCAGUCGGGGACUUAUGCCGUCAGCGUAUACUUGAGCUCGGAAGAGGUGACCAGCAGCCCGGCUAGCUUCGUGAUACUACCGGGGCCCCCCUCGGUUCUGCGCUCGUCAGUGACCGGUUCGGCGCAGGCGGCUGCGGGCGACGCGGCCGCGUAUGCGGUCCGCCUUAUGGACUUUUUCGGAAACGCAAUCACCGCGGACGUCGUCCUCGAGUUUUCCGGCCCAACUCCGGCGUCCGUUCCGCAGCUGAUUCCGGCGGCAUACAACGGAAGCCAAGCGGUGUACACAGCGAAGGCGUUCCUGUCCGCCCGGGGCAGCUACAACAUCACUGCAAAAGCUGUGGUUGCUGCCGACAACGGUGGCGGCAGCCUAGGCGUUUCCUCGCUUCCCUUCGGUCAGCCGCUGAUCGUUAAGCCGGGGCCGCUCAACGCAACGCGCGUCAGGGAGUCGCUCCAGGGGCCCGCCCUGCAGGACGCGGCCGCGGGCGCGCCGCUCUCCAUCAUAGCGUAUCCCCUUGACGCAUACAAUAACCCGCUGGGCCCGACGGAAACUGGCGGCGUGGCAAUGCGUGUGAUCGUCCGCAACGGAAGUGACGUCACGUUGGUGGAUCAGGCACUAAGCUGGGCGGACGGCGAUACUGUCCUGAAGGGGGGCCGGAUUUUUUUGACCGCGGCCGGUGCUUAUAACGUCUCCGUUGUUCUAAGCAUCGGCGACAGCCCCUCGAGUCUGGUGUACAACAAGUCCAUUACGGUCACGGCGGCGGAGUGGGUCUUGGCCCAGACGCGAGUGUUUGGACUCGCGAGCGUGAGGGCCGGAGACCUUGGCACCUUCCAAGUUCAGCUAAGGGACGCCUACGGCAACGCCGCACCUGGCGACGCCUCUCUCUUCAACACAAGCUACUUAGGCCUGCUUCCCGACAACGCCCAGAAACUGGUCCUCGGCUCCGAUAUGACCGUUAAAUCUGGCGCCCAAGCCGGCCUGUUCACAUUCUCAUACCGGGGGACCGUUGCGGGUCAAUACGGUAUCCACCUCGCACUGCGUAUGGAAAGCGUGCCAGGGGUGGAUGCCCUCGGUAACCUGGUGAUAACCCCCGGGUUUGCGGCGUCGGUGACGUCGACGGUCAGGGGCACCGGGCUCCAAGACGGCAUGGCCCUCAACGCGCGGAGCUUGUACCUGACGGUGUAUGACACGUGA